This is a messenger RNA of Aedes albopictus (Asian tiger mosquito), 483 nucleotides long. RefSeq lists its product as uncharacterized. Lineage: Eukaryota; Metazoa; Arthropoda; Insecta; Diptera; Culicidae. The record is from RefSeq and is a predicted model, not a curated record. The coding region runs from base 88 to 429 and encodes 113 amino acids. The transcript has 3 exons.
UGCAUCAUUUCACACUUAGUUCUAGUGGAGCCUGCCGGCACGUAAGUCACGACAACGCUUUCGCGAAAACUACGACGGAGGAGGACGAUGAGGACGUUGGCUGUAGUGAGUUUUGCUCUCUGCUGUUUGAUCGCAGUAACCUUUGCCGGUCAGGGUGUCUUGCUCAAAGCGACCCAUCCAGAUCACCCAGGCAAGUGCUAUGACGAAGGUUCAGGAUUAGUGUUUGAUCCUGACGAGGAGAAAUCCAUCCCCGGAGAAUGUACCAUGGCAUAUUGUUCAAAAGGCUUCUCGUUGACAUACACCAGCUGUAUAAAAGCAGUAGUAGAUGAUCCUAACUGUGAAAAAAUCAAGCAGGACCUAACUAAGGAUUAUCCGGAAUGUUGCCACACAUAUAAAUGCGUAUACGAUGGGAAAGUGAGUUAUCAUUGAUUGGCUCAGAAUACUCACCGUUCAAUAAACUAAGUGACAUGUGAAUAAAAUGGA